GACUUUGUCGAUUAUAUCUUACGGACCUCCGAUCUUUUUUUUUUUUCUUCGUUCACCUCAUUUCGCUUGUUCUUCUUCUUCUUCAUUUCAAUCUCAAUUUUCUUUGGACCCACUUAAAAUCUCUUCUGAUUUUCUGUUGAAUUCCAUUUCCCUAUCACUAUACAAUCCCCCUACCCCUCAGCCAUGGAGGACAAACACGUUGCUUUUGAAUCCGUCCCUGUAAAUGAAGAUCUUGACGCCCCUAUUUCUCACGCCCAUGUUGACCAUGGCUGGCAGAAGGUUACCUACGCCAAACGUCAGAGGAAGACGGCCAAGCCCUCCGCCGAUGCUGGUUCCGCCAAAAUCGUGCCUAAUGGUACCGUUUCCGUCCCCGGCGCGGACAACGUUUUUCGCUCGCUGGAGCAGAAAUCGGAGGAGCGACGCCGCCGAAUUGCUGAGGCGCAGAAGGCGGCUGCUGUUUACGACGAUGAGGCUGUUCCGGUUAGAUCGAAGAUCGGGUCCGAUGAUGAGGAUGGGGAGGACAGUGAUGGAGUGGGUGUGGAGAACGGAAAGCCUAGCGAGGAUGCCAAGAAGGUGAAGCAAAAGAAGCCGAAAAAGCCUAAGAUUUCGGUGGCGGAGGCGGCUGCGAAUAUUGAUGUAAACGAUCUGUUGGCGUUUUUGGCCGAUGUGUCGGGCUCGUACGAGACUCAGCAGGAUAUCCAGCUAAUGAGGUUUGCGGAUUAUUUUGGUCGCGCAUUCUCGGACGUGAGCGCUUCUCAAUUUCCAUGGGUGAAAAUGUUUAGGGAGUCUCCAGUAGCUAAGAUUGUUGAUACCCCCCUCUCGCAUAUUUCUGAGGAUGUCUAUAAGGCGUCAGUUGAUUGGCUUAAUAAACGUUCUCUUGAGGCACUCAACUCUUUCGUUUUAUGGUCUUUAGAUAGCAUCCUUGCUGACUUUGCGGCUCAACAAGCUAGUGCCAAAGGCUCUAAAAAGGGAGCACAACAUGCUUCGUCAAAAUCUCAGGUUGCCAUAUUCGUAGUCCUAGCAAUGGUAUUACGAAGAAAACCUGAGAUUUUCAUUCACGUGUUGCCAACAAUAAGGGAAAACUCAAAGUAUCAAGGACAGGACAAGCUUCCAGUACUUGUCUGGAUGAUAGUUCAGGCUUGUCAAGCAGAUCUUGCAAUAGGGCUUUAUGCAUGGGCACAUAACCUUUUGCCCAUAGUUAGUGGUAGAGGUUGUAAUCCCCAGUCUAGAGAUUUAAUUUUGCAGCUAGUGGAAAGAAUUUUGUCCUCUCCAAAAGCUCGUACUAUUCUAGUAAAUGGUGCAGUCAGGAAGGGGGAGAGAUUGAUUCCGCCUUCUUCAUUUGAAACACUUCUACGUGUUACUUUCCCUGCAUCAUCAACUAGAGUGAAGGCCACUGAAAGGUUUGAGGCCAUCUAUCCAACCUUGAAGGAGGUUGCACUUGCUGGCUCUCCUGGUAGUAAAGCCAUGAAACAAGUUUCACAGCAGAUAUUUAGUUUUGCUGUCAAAGCAGCAGGAGAAAGUGUUUCAGCGCUAUCUGGAGAAGCAACUAACGUUUUCAUUUGGUGUUUGACGCAAAAUGUUGAUUGCUACAAGCAAUGGGACAAGAUUUAUGAGGAUAACCUAGAAGCUAGUGUUUCUGUUUUGAAAAAGCUUUCUGAUGACUGGAAAAAGCUUUCGUUAAAUCUAGCUCCUUUUGAUGCUCUGAGAGAGACAUUAAAAAGUUUCAGAAUCAAGAAUGAGAAGGCAUUGGCUGAUGAAGAAGAGGAUGAUCGCCAGUCAACAUAUAAGGAGGCAGAUAAGUAUGCUAAGGCAUUACUGAACAGGGUUUCACGAGGCCAUGGAUGUCUCAAAAGUAUGGCUCUUAUCGUCAUCGCUAUAGGCGUUGGUGCUGCAUUCAUGUCCCCGAACAUAGAGUCUUUGGAUUGGGAGAAACUCACUGCUUUCAUCCCACAACACUCUUUCUGAGCUGCUGCCCUUCCUGCAUUGUCAGAUAACGUUUCGUAUUUCGAUCUCUUCCCCCUCUGAUGAAGCCGUCCUAGGGCAAGGACCUCUUUCGAGUAAGGGAAGCCGAAAAUCCCCUGGUAACAAAACUGCACCAACUAGUUAGUCCUUUUACAUCCUUGUAAUCCUCUUGAGGAUACAAAAGUAGUGGUUGUAGUAAGUUUUUUAAGUUAAUGCUGCUGCUCAAAAAGGCUGAAUAGCCACUUUAGCAUCUUUUAAUUUGAUUUUUGACUGUCCUUUUUGUUUCUUCUUCGUCUUCUUCCUCCUUUGGUUGUUAGAUUUGUUUAAGUUAUUUGCCUACUCUAACCUUCACAGUCUCGGCUAUAGAUGAUCAGAAAGGGAGUUGGAUACAAAUGUAAUUUCGGAAGAAAGAAAUUGUUUCAUUUCUAAA
Molecule: messenger RNA, 2392 nt
Organism: Cucurbita moschata (crookneck pumpkin)
Lineage: Eukaryota; Viridiplantae; Streptophyta; Magnoliopsida; Cucurbitales; Cucurbitaceae
Exons: 10
Coding region: 184-1965 (593 amino acids)
Cellular component (GO): Golgi apparatus; endoplasmic reticulum
Source: RefSeq, a predicted model, not a curated record